This is a messenger RNA of Cornus florida, 534 nucleotides long. RefSeq lists its product as uncharacterized. The record is from RefSeq and is a predicted model, not a curated record. Lineage: Eukaryota; Viridiplantae; Streptophyta; Magnoliopsida; Cornales; Cornaceae. The transcript is spliced from 2 exons. Bases 1 to 534 code for a protein of 177 amino acids.
AUGUCUUGGGAUCCUAAGGACAUACUCGACGGUGCAAUGUCCAAUUUCAACGAAUUAUCUGAAAUCUUUAACUUGGAUCUCUCUUUCCAAUCCCAUCUCCAUCCUUCUCCAUCUCGUUCUCUAUCUCGGUGGAUCCCUCCAAUUGAAUGUGAACGCUUCUUUCUCCAUUUCUACCAGACCCCAUAUGAUCUGAGAGAGAAAUUCAACGACGUGGGUGGUUUUAUAGUCAAAAACAAAGCCGCCAUGCGUGAUCGAGCUCCAAAUGAAUGGUUGAACCCUGUUCUUCCAAUCUGCAAAUUCUGUCAUAAACAGGGCAGUAAUGUCAAACCAGUGAUUGCGGAGAAGAAGAGAGAGAUCAGUUGGCUGUUCUUGCUUCUGGGUCAGAUGAUUGGGUGUUGUAAUCUCACACAGUUGAAGUAUUUCUGCAAACACACCAACCAUCAUCGAUCAGGUGCCAAAGAUCGAGUUCUCUAUCUCACUUAUCUUGGACUCUGCAAACAGCUUCAACCCAAUGGCCCUUUUGAUCCUUAUUGA